Ochotona curzoniae (black-lipped pika) is the source of this 995-nucleotide messenger RNA. Its product is annotated as putative olfactory receptor 2B3. Gene Ontology annotation, cellular component: membrane. Lineage: Eukaryota; Metazoa; Chordata; Mammalia; Lagomorpha; Ochotonidae. The transcript has a single exon. The record is from RefSeq and is a predicted model, not a curated record. Gene Ontology annotation, biological process: G protein-coupled receptor signaling pathway. The coding region runs from base 21 to 995 and encodes 324 amino acids. Gene Ontology annotation, molecular function: olfactory receptor activity; G protein-coupled receptor activity.
AUUGACUUUAUUUUUAUUCCAUGUUUUUAGGAGUGAAAAAUAAGACAGUCAUCAUGACCUGGACAAAUGAGAGCUCUUCCAAAGAGUUUAUACUGCUUGGCUUUUCAGACAGGCCCUGGCUGCAAAUGCCUCUUCUUGUGGUCUUGGUAAUAUCCUAUUCAUUCACCAUCUUUGGCAAUGUGUCCAUCAUGAUGGUGUGCAUUCUGGAUCCCAAACUUCACACACCCAUGUAUUUCUUUCUCACUAAUCUCUCCAUCUUAGAUCUCUGUUAUACCACAAGUACAGUCCCUCAGAUGUUGGUGAAUAUUUGCCGCAACAAAAAGACCAUCAGCUAUGGUGGUUGUGUGACCCAGCUCAUCAUUUUCCUGGCCCUGGGAGCUACUGAAUGUCUCCUCCUCGCUGUUAUGUCUUUUGACAGAUUUGUGGCAAUUUGCAGACCCCUCCACUACGUAGUCAUUAUGAAUCAAAGGCUGUGCCUGAGGAUGGCAGCCUUCUCCUGGUUCACUGGCUUCAGUAACUCCGUGUUGCAGUCUUGCUUGACCCUUUACAGGCCACGCUGUGGUCAUCGGGAAGUGGACCACUUCUUCUGUGAGGUCCCUGCCCUUCUCAAGUUGUCCUGUGCUGACACUAAACCUAUUGAGGCUGAGCUCUUUUUCUUUAGUGUAUUAAUUCUGCUCAUCCCAGUAACAUUAAUCCUCAUCUCCUACAGCUUCAUAGCUCGAGCAGUAUUGAAAAUCAAAUCAGCAGAAGGGCGGCGGAAAGCUUUUGGGACAUGUGGAUCACACAUGAUUGUGGUGUCUCUCUUUUUUGGAACAGGCAUCUACAUGUACCUGCAACCACCUUCUUCCACCUCGAAAGACUGGGGGAAGAUGGUUUCCCUCUUCUACGGAAUCAUCACACCCAUGUUGAACCCCCUCAUCUACAGUCUCCGAAAUAAAGACAUGAAGGAGGCCUUCAAGAGGGUGAUGUCAAGAAUCCUUUUCCAUAAGAAAUAA